Messenger RNA from Cololabis saira (Pacific saury), 1278 nucleotides. RefSeq names its product lectin, galactoside binding soluble 3b (gene lgals3b). Bases 1 to 1248 code for a protein of 415 amino acids. Gene Ontology annotation, cellular component: nucleus; immunological synapse. The record is from RefSeq and is a predicted model, not a curated record. The transcript has 10 exons. Gene Ontology annotation, molecular function: carbohydrate binding; laminin binding; IgE binding. Lineage: Eukaryota; Metazoa; Chordata; Actinopteri; Beloniformes; Belonidae. Gene Ontology annotation, biological process: monocyte chemotaxis; positive regulation of calcium ion import; negative regulation of extrinsic apoptotic signaling pathway.
AUGUCAAGUGUUGCAGCCAAACAGCAUCUGACACAUGUGCUGCCCGACCUGCACUCGCUCCACCUGUUACUGGCUCGACUGGACUGGUCCCAGUCGGCUUCAGCUUUAACGCGAGUCAUCCCUGCAGACUGCAGGAAGACAGAGCUGAAGCCCCGGCAGGAGAGUGGGGAAGGAGUUAGUCGGUAUCCCUAUGAUGCGGCAGCACCUUCUCUGCAGACAUUCCAGUUCCUGGGUCAAGUGCUUUUGGAGGCCGGCCCAGACAGGUCGCACAGCAGCAGCAGCAUGAAUCUCUCAGAUGCUCUAGACGAGGGGCGCCCUGGAGGCAACAACCAAUCGGGAGGUGUUUGGCCCACAAAUCCCUCCAAUCCUACUUGGCCAGGUCAACCAGGUGCUAACCCCACCUGGCCCGGAGGUCAACCAGGUGCCAACCCCACCUGGCCCGGAGGUCAACCGGGUGCCAACCCCACCUGGCCCGGAGGUCAACCAGGUGCCAACCCCACCUGGCCCGGAGGUCAACCAGGUGCCAACCCCACCUGGCCCGGAGGCCAACCAGGUGCCAACCCCACCUGGCCUGGAGGUCAACCAGGUGCCAACCCCACCUGGCCCGGAGGUCAACCGGGUGCCAACCCCACCUGGCCCGGAGGUCAACCGGGUGCCAACCCCACCUGGCCCGGAGGUCAACCGGGUGCCAACCCCACCUGGCCUGGAGGGAACCCAAGUCAACCCCCUGGGCCUGGAGGAUGGCCAAGUCCUUCACCUGGACCUGGACCUGGACCUGGACCUGGACCUGGACCUGGACCAAUCAUCCCCACUGCCCCCCAACAGAAUCUGGCAGUUCCCUAUGACCAAAAACUACCAAACGGAGUGUAUGACAAGGUGCUCAUCAACAUCGUUGGAACCAUUAAACCUAAUGCUGACAAGAUCACUGUAAACUUAUCCACACCCAACGAUUUGGCCUUUCACUUCAACCCUCGCUUCAAUGAGAGUGGCAAGAAGGUGGUCGUCCGGAACAGCUGCAUCGGAAAGAAGUGGGGAAGAGAGGAGAGAGAACUGACGCACUUCCCAUUAGUCCAGGGUCAACCGUUCAAGAUAACAUUCCUGUGUACCAACACAGAGUUUAAGGUGGCGGUUAAUCAGUCUCAUCUGCUUGAGUACAAACACCGGAUCACCAACCUGAAAUCUAUCAACAGAGUCAGUGUCUUCGGAGACCUCAGCCUUUCCAGUGUCCACGUGGAGAACCUCCACUAAUACUGAUGCCUGAUCAGCCAGGGAUCUACA